Messenger RNA from Seminavis robusta, 1443 nucleotides. Lineage: Eukaryota; Bacillariophyta; Bacillariophyceae; Naviculales; Naviculaceae. The record is from the annotation of a GenBank genome assembly.
AUGGCGAGCAACGCGGACAUUCGACGCUUGGUCUUGAACGACGAGCGAUUGUCGACGCUCAUCUUGACGUUUGAUCACACACUCAACAUCCCGCAGCUCCAGUAUGCUCUGAGCUUGAACGGGACCGUCAAGGAGAUUGUCGUGUACACCGAUGAGACGUUUUUACCUCGAUUUCCCAUGACGGAAAUUCGCGGUCUCUUUGAAGUGUUGGGUGGCAUCCCCUCGUUGCAGCGGAUCUGCUUCAAUUCGCGCUCGGGCUUUGACGGUGUCAUUUCGGUACAGGCAUUGAUCCAUGUCUUGGGCCGCGCAUCGCGGCUCGCAAGCUUUGCCGUCAGUGACCUCAAGUUGGAAGGAACCGAGCAAGAUUGGUCUCAGUUUGCCGAACAGUUGCAACGAUCGGUCUAUCUCAAGAGUUUCUGCAUCAUCGAAUGCGAACUAUCCGCUCCUUCCGCAGCGGCGGCGGCGGAAGGAGGAGCUCCGGCGGCGCUCAUGCCUCCGCGAGGUGGCGUCAACGGCAUUGGAGGAAGCAAGACGCCGUUGGAUCCCAUGGUCAUGGUGCUGUCUAUUUUGCCUUGCAUGGAAAAGGUCUACCUCCAUUCGACCCGCACGGGCGGACUCGGAGAGAUCUCCAGUCAAGCCGUGGGCGCGCUAUUGCUUUCCGCGUCGUUGAAGGUCCUCAAGAUUCGCGACUUUGAUUUGGGUGCGGACACCAUCAAGGCCAUGGCGCGGAUGCUCCAGGUCAACCCAGUACUCAAGGAUCUCAAGGUUGGAACCAUGGUCGAUUUCCAAAUGGCCUCCGCCGUGGCCUUUGCGACCAUGUUGGAGCACAAUUCCGGUCUCGAGUGUCUCGAAGUGGGUCUCUCCAAAAUGAUUAGUGACGAAUGUGCGGCCACACUGGCCAAGUCGCUCAAGGUGAACAAAGGACUCAAGUCGUUUGCGUUGAUUGCGGAAGACUCGGGCGGCAACGGAAUGAUGAUGACGCAAAAGGUUUCCAAACCUUGCAAGGAUGCGUUCGUUGACAUGCUACGCUCCAACUAUGUCAUUGAAAAUUUCGUCCUCUUUCAACGAUUCCCCGUCAAGCCGGAAUUCAAGCUAUUUGUGACCCUCAACAAGUUGGGACGAGGGCGGCUCUUGCAAGCUCAAGAAACCAAUCUCGAGCAGUGGAUCCAGGCAUUGGCCACGGUCAAUGAUGACCUCGAUGCACUCUUUUACUACAUGUCCAUCAAUCCCGAUCUUUGCAAGCUUGCCUUGCAACGCAUGAAUGCCAAGACCAACGCACUGCGACCCAAGAAGAGGCAAAAGAUCGCUGCUGGAUUGCCGGCCAUCACCAACGCCGCCAUUGCCAACGCAGCCGCAAUUGCCAACCUUGGCGUUGCGGCACCCGCGGCAGGAGCUCCUGGGGCCGUCACCGGUCCCUCGGGGAGUGGUGUGUACAUGUGGUAG